Myxocyprinus asiaticus (Chinese sucker) is the source of this 616-nucleotide messenger RNA. It is a transcript of the gene tmem14cb, whose product is annotated as transmembrane protein 14Cb. The record is from RefSeq and is a predicted model, not a curated record. Gene Ontology annotation, biological process: regulation of heme biosynthetic process. Gene Ontology annotation, cellular component: mitochondrial membrane. Lineage: Eukaryota; Metazoa; Chordata; Actinopteri; Cypriniformes; Catostomidae. Bases 94 to 423 code for a protein of 109 amino acids. The transcript has 4 exons.
UUCAGGAAGUUAUUAGGAUGAUUUAGCUUAGGCUUAGCUUUUUGCAGCACUCAAGACAUCUUUCUGUUUUAUUUGAGAGUUAAACAUCCAAACAUGUCUGUGGAUUGGUUAGGUUAUGGUUAUGCAGCUCUUAUAACAAUAGGAGGGAUUAUUGGUUAUGCUAAAGCAGGUAGUUUAAUGUCUUUGGUCGCUGGGCUGCUGUUCGGCAUUGCAGCAUUUGUUGGAGCUUCUCAGAUGUCAAAGAAUGACAGAAAUAUCUGGGUUUCACUGGGCACCUCUGGAUCUCUGACAUCUGUAAUGGGAGUGAGAUUUCUGAGUUCAUGGAAGAUAAUGCCAGCUGGACUCAUGGCAGGAGCAAGUUUGUUAAUGUUCCUCAGGAUAGGUAUGAAAGUGUUACAGACUUCACAAAAGAAGAAAAGAUGAACCAAAACUGAACACACAACCUGUGGGCACAGUUAUGCUGAAAUAGUUUAAUCAGACAUUUUCAAGAUAUGAGACCAAAAAAGAAAAUACAAGUAUAUUUUGAAAUAAAAUAAUACAUUUUGUUCAUAUUAAAUGUCUUGAAAAUUAAAUUUCCAUUUGCAUUUUUUUUUAAUAAACUUCUCUACAGACUGUG